CGGGGGUGACGGGACCAAGGAGUCGUGAGAGGGGUCGUCGUCCCUGCUGCACAGAGGCUGUUCUCAGUCUCGGCGACACCGUCAGGGGUGACCCGCACCAGGGCUGGGAAAAGGGACCGCCGUGCCCGGGUCCCACACCUGUCGCCCGCCGCUCCCAGCCCCGUUCCGCCCACAGAGUCACAUGGCGGCGGCCGCGCUGAGGGACCCGGCUCAGGUCCCCAUUGCUGAAGAAACACUUGUGGAACAUAUGCAGGGAAGUGCAGGCAAUGUAACCUUUGAGGACGUGGCCGUGUACUUCUCCUGGGAGGAAUGGGGGCUCCUUGAUGAGGCUCAGAGACAUCUGUACCACAGUGUGAUGCUGGAGAACUUUGCUCUUAUAUCCUCACUGGGUUGUUGGUGUGGUGUGCGUAAUGAGGCACCUUGUGAGCAGCAUGGUUCUGUGGAAAGAAUGUCACAAAUCUGUACUCCAGUGCCAGAUUCAUCAACACAGCAAGCUCAUCUCUGUGAGAUGUGUGUACCUAUUAUGCAAGAUAUUUUGUACCUGGCUAAACACCAAGGAACACAUAGUAGGCAGAAAUUGUACAUGUGUGGGACAUGUGGGAAACAAUUCUGUUUCAGUACAAACCUUUACCAACACCAGAAGGGGCAGAGUGGAGAGAAACUCUACAGAAAUGACACAGACAGGGUGUCCUCUGUGAAGAGUUACAGAAUCCAUGCAUCAGGGAAGCCUUUCACCUGUGGGGAGGUUGGGAACAACUUCCCAGCCAAUGUGGGCCUUCUUCAGUAUCAGGCCACUCCCAAAGGGGUGAAGCCACAAGGCAUUACUCAGCGUGAAGCCUUUCACAGUGGAAAAAGUCACAAAUGUGAAUGUGGGAAAGCCUUCUGCCGCAAACAUACACUUACUCAGCACCAGAGAAUCCACACUGGAGAAGGACUGUAUGACUGCAGUGAAUGUGGGAAAACCUUCAGCUACAAGCAUACAUUGGUUCAGCACAAGAAAAUCCGCACUGGAGAAAGACCUUUUGAGUGUAACGAAUGUGGUAAGGCAUUCAGGUUCAAAUAUAAACUUGUUCAGCACCAGCGUAUUCACACUGGAGAACGGCCUUAUGAGUGUGCUGAAUGUGAGAAAGCUUUUAGGUGCAAAUCCAAACUUGUUCAGCACCAGAGAAUUCACACAGGAGCAAGACCUUAUGAGUGUGCUGAAUGUGGGAAAUUCUUUAGACAAAGCUCCAGCCUUGUUCAACACCAGAGAAUUCAUACUGGAUCAAGGCCUUAUGAAUGUGGCGAAUGUGGAAAAUCCUUUAGCCAAAGCUCUAAUCUCAUUCAUCAUCGAAGGGUUCACACUGGAGAGAGGCCUUAUGAGUGUGGGGAAUGUGGGAAAUCUUUUAGACAAAGUUCCAGCCUUAUUCAACACCGGAGAAUUCACACAGGAGUAAGGCCUUAUGAAUGCAGUGAAUGUGGGAAAUCUUUCAGCCGCAAGGACACACUUGUCCAGCACCAGAGAAUCCAUAGUGGAGAAAAGCCUUAUGAGUGCAGUGAAUGUGGGAAAGCCUUCAGCCGAAAAGCCACACUUGUCCAGCACCAAAGAAUUCAUACAGGUGAGAGGCCUUAUGAGUGCAGUGAAUGUGGAAAAACCUUUAGUAGAAAAGACAAUCUUACUCAACAUAAGAGAAUCCACACUGGAGAGAUGCCGUAUAAGUGCAGUGAAUGUGGUAAAUAUUUUAGCCAUCACUCCAACCUAAUAGUACACCAGAGAGUUCACAAUGGAGCAAGGCCUUAUAAGUGCAACGAUUGUGGGAAAGUCUUCAGACAUAAGUCCACACUUGUUCAGCAUGAGAGUAUCCACACUGGAGAAAAUCCUUAUGAUUGCAGUGAUUGUGGGAAAUCCUUUGGCCACAAAUACACCCUCAUUAAACAUCAGAGAAUUCACACUGAGGCAAAGCCUUUUGAGUGCGUUGAAUGUGGGAAGUUCUUUAGUCGAAGCUCCGACUUUAUUGCACACCAGAGGGUUCAUACUGGAGAAAGGCCUUUUGUGUGCAGCAAAUGUGGAAAAGAUUUCAUCAGAACCUCCCACCUUGUUCGGCACCAAAAAGUUCACACUGGAGAAAGGCCAUAUGAGUGCAGUGAAUGUGGGAAAGCCUACAGUUUGAGCUCCCACCUCAUUCGGCACCGGAAAAUUCACACUGCAAGAAGGCUUUAGGAGUGCUUUCAGUGCAGCAGGACUCAUCAGUGAGAUGUUGAAUGUCAUGUAUCUGAACAUUCACCCAGGGGAGUUAACUUAUGAGUGCGAGGUACAUGGGAAGCU
Molecule: messenger RNA, 2305 nt
Organism: Galeopterus variegatus (Sunda flying lemur)
Lineage: Eukaryota; Metazoa; Chordata; Mammalia; Dermoptera; Cynocephalidae
Product: zinc finger protein 418-like
Exons: 5
Coding region: 182-2200 (672 amino acids)
Biological process (GO): regulation of DNA-templated transcription
Source: RefSeq, a predicted model, not a curated record